Molecule: messenger RNA, 1027 nt
Organism: Homalodisca vitripennis (glassy-winged sharpshooter)
Lineage: Eukaryota; Metazoa; Arthropoda; Insecta; Hemiptera; Cicadellidae
Product: low density lipoprotein receptor adapter protein 1-like
Exons: 8
Coding region: 6-959 (317 amino acids)
Source: RefSeq, a predicted model, not a curated record
ACCACAUGAUAAUCUCUAUCAGCUGUGUGUGUGUGUCGCUGGCCUGGCGCCAACACGGCACUUACUCUCAAAUAGUAGUUAGUAGUGACUGCAAGCUACUUUGUUAUCAUUCAGGUUGUGGACGAGGUAGCAACAACAUGUCUCUCUUGAAAAACAUUUGGAAGAGCAGCAGCAAACAUAAAAAACUCAGUGAAGAAUGGAAUCUUGCUUCAAACCAAGAUUUUGAUGAUGACUUUUUCUCUCCGAGUGGAAAUUCAACGUAUAAAGUGAAGUAUCUAGGUCAUGUACCAGUGGAUUCUUCAAAAAACACUCAGCAGAUUACAGAGACGGCGAUUGAUUCAAUAAUAUCAAUGAGCAAAGCAAAUCAGAAGAGUAUCAAGAAGGUUUUGGUUUCUGUAAAUUUUAAAGGCAUCGAAGUUACAGACAGAUCAAAUGAGAAACCAAUAUUAGAUGUUUCUAUCUUCAGGGUCUGCAGUUGUUUGGCUUACGCGAAAUGUAGAAGAAUCUUUGCUUUCCUUGCCACUGAUUUACAAGAGACUACCGAGUGCCAUGCAUUUAUGUGUUCAAAGAGAAGUACUGCGGAAAGUAUGGCGGUGACGGUGGCUCAGCUGUUCAGUGCAGUGUACCAUAUGUGGCAGUCGGCACAUCGGGAGAGUCUCGGGACAUUGUACUACAACAAGGGUCCCUUGCUACAACAUUCAUUACCUAGUUAUAGUAAACAUGAUGUUGACUUCCAAAUAACAGAAAACGUGCCACUAAGAACUCUCGCAACCACUAAAUGGAUAAGCUUUGAUGGCAGUCUAAAAGAUGGAUCGUUACCUUCAACAAGGUCACUAGCCUACGCUGAAGUGUACGUCUCCCCACCAGCCUACUCCGAGAAGCCUGCCUCGGAAAACCAAACACUCGACAGUAAAGAGUGGUCAGAAUGCAGCAAAUCUGUUGAACUUAUAGUAUUGUAGUUUGUAGCCGACUUUGUAGAAAACUUUAUUUUUUAUAUGUGAAUAAACUUUAUUUAUUAACCCUUCAA